UUGUUUAAUUUUUUGUAAGUUUUAUGAUGUCAGUAUUGACAGGAUUAUACGUUGUUAGAGUAGUCCUUAACAAUUCCGUUAAAUAAUCAUCCGUCAAAAUAGAGCGAUGUUUAGAUUUAGUCAUUUACGUUUUCGAGUAUUUGACUCACAAGAAUGUGUUGUUUCUUAAUUUUUGAGCUCAAAAAGUAAUUUUUGGAUAUUUAAUAACGGGCACAUGUUUCUAAAAUUCCAACAAAUAAUGAUAACUGCAGUAUUUUAACUGUUUCAGUCCUUGAUCGUCCAAUAAUUCUAAGAGUUCAAUUUCUAAAGCUACUGCAUCCAUUGACAUAGGUUUUAAUAUUCGCGGUGGCAGUAUUGUGCUAAACGGUUCCCACCCGUUUCUAGUUUUUUGAACGGAAAAAAAAAGUUUAAAUACUCUAUAGCCUAUAACUUAUAGCCUAUAGCCUAUAUUUUAUUUCAAUAAGUGGAUUUUAAUUUUAGAUUCUGAGCAAAGCAAUGAAUGUACCGACUAAUGCAGAUUUUGCAAUGAUUUUUAUUUUUUUUUGUGUCUAUUAUCACCUUUUGGGACAAUAAAAAUGUUCGAUUUUCUUCAAUAGCAUCUUUUAUGGUAUGAAAGUGAAUCUAGUUGGUACCUAGUUAGGUAGUCAAAAAUAAAAAUUCCCUAUGGUUUUCAAAAGCGUCAAGAAAAACAGAGAUGUAAAAUCUUUCAUUUUUCUAUAUCAUUUUGUAUACAUGAUAAAAUUUUUGAAAUAUUUUGACUCAAUUUGAGUUAUUUAUAGACAUUUAAAAUUUGAAAUUUGAUUUGUUUUCUAUUCUAUAAAUGUCAAUAAAAUGUAUGCUUUGGGUUAGUGCUAAGUGCCGUUGCCAGGAUUUGUGUAGAAAGGCUAAUCUUUAUAGAGAAAGCAUUUUAAAUUGGUGCUUGCACAAGUAUUUUGAGAUUCAAAAUGAUCGAUGAAAAUGUUUAAGUUUUGAUCACCAUCACCAUACACCAACUUUUGGAUAACAAAUCAAACAAAGUUUGGACCACAUAUAUUUUAACGGGCAACGAAGUGCACAGGGUCUGCUAGUAAUAAAAAAAUAAAAAUAUGCUUAAACCAAAAUAUUAAAUAAUAUCAAUGUGUGAUAUUUAUAUGAGCAAUGUUUUAAUUGUCAUGUAAAUUAUUAUAAUAUUAUUUAUAUUAGUAUCAGCCAGCGAGUUCGUGAUGGGCCUGUGGGCCGGGUGGCCGUCAUGGGCGCUGAUUAAGCGGCCGGAAGCCGACACGCCGGCCGAAUGGCUGAGCCGGGACGACCACUCUUGGGCAGUGGCGUCGUUCGACCUGGCCAACCUGAUGAGCGCGUGGCCGGCCAGUUUGCUGGCUGAACACGCCGGCCGGAAAGGGUGUCUGUUGGCCGUGGGCGUGGGCCUGGUCGCGUCGUUCGGACUGCUCUAUGCGCCGAGCCGGUGGGCCGUGUUUGCCGCGCGUUCGCUGGCCGGCGCCUGCAAGUCUGUGGCGUACGCCUCUGUUCCCGGCUUCAUGGCCGAAAUAUCAGCUGAUCGGGCACGCGGCCGGCUCAACGUCAUCGUGGUCAUGUCCGACUCGCUGGGUAUGCUCGUCGCCCUAUCCGUUGGGCCGCAGAUCAAGUACGAGAUCAUGAACGGGAUUUCGCUGGCCGUCGGGCUGGCAUUCCUGGCAGCCGUCAUCCGCGUGCCCGAGACGCCGCACUACCUGCUGGCCAAGAGCCGGUUGGACGACGCCAGGACAGCGCUCCGCUGGUACCGGCCGCGUUCCACGACCGUGGACAACAACCGCCGCCUCAACAAGAUAACGUUGGCCGUGCGAGACGACAUGCGAGAUCCCGGUACGUACCGCGAGCUGUUCACUGACGACGGCAACCGGGUCGCGGUGUUGCUGGUGGUCGGAGCGUGUUUCGCACAGCGUGCUGGCGGCAUAGGCUGCGUGUUGGCCUACUCGACCACCACGAUGCCCACCCACGGUCCCGUCCGGCCCGGCGACGUGGCUGUCGUGUUGGCCGUCGUCCGGCUGGUGUGCUCCGUGGCCGUGGUACCGCUCAUCGACGUAUACGGCCGCCGGCCGUUGCUCGUUGGCUCGCAUCUGGCCUUGGCCGCCAUAACCGCCGCGUACGCUCUCUGCCUGCUGUACAUCGACGAUCGGCCCGAUAACUGGGGCCCAUCCGUGUGCGUCGUCCUGUUCUCGAUGGCCUAUUCGAUGGGCGCCGGUAUCGUGCCUGGCGCGCUGGUGGGCGAGAUGUUCCCGGCCAACGUCAAGUCGCGCGCCGUCACCGUGGUGUCCGUCGUCUCGUCGCUGGGCUCGUUCAUGAUGAACAAAGCGUACCUGCCCGUCAGCGACGCGUUCGGCGUGCACGUCAUGUUCUUCGUGUUCUGCUUCGUCAACGCCGCGUGGACCAUCCUCGCGUACCUGUUCCUGUUCGAGACCAAAGGCAUGUCUCUGUCCGCCAUCCAAGAUCACCUGGACGACUACAACAGUUCAUCGUCGUCCGGCAACGAGGACGAGAGUAAGCUGCCCAGCCCCGAGGCACGUUUGUGACGCGUCCUGUCCGUCGUAACCUAUUUAUUGAAUCACCCCUCACUCGCACCGUGCAUCACAUAUUCUGCAGACCCACACCCACACCCACCAUUUACGACCAUCAUCCCCGUGAACGUCGUCUGUGAAAAGCUCGAGUUGCCUUUGCGCGCCGGGCUGUCCGAAACAAGUCAUCAUGUUACAAUUCGUCAAUUUGUUUGAAUUUAACUCCUAUACGUGUUUCUUGCCUACUCGAUUUAGUGGGUACCUAUCACUCAAAGUCGAAGACAGCAUACAACGUAGCUAUAUUUGUAAGAUCUCGUACAUAAUCGAUCCAUGUCAAAUGAAACCACCGCCUGCAAAUCUUAAUAUUCAACGAAUUUUCGUUCAAAAAAGUUGUAUACUAGAUUGCCUUUACAAUAUUGAUCAUUCCACGAGUAUAAUUGAUCUAAAUUUGGCCCAGAAAUGAUCAUCAAGUCAUGCAAUCAGUUAAUAUUUCAAUAUGCAAUGUUCUCUUCGUUAUUCGAUAAUUAAUAUCUUUUGAGGUUAUUAUUCUUUCAAAAAUUACGUUCUCUACAGCAAGCGCACAUUAUAUUAUAUCUAACUAUAUUAUCUUUAAAGUGGUUAUGUUAUGAAGUACCUACUUCUACUAAGAUAGUUCAACGAGCAUGUAUUUCUCUUUAAAACAUAUAUUUUAUAAUAAAUAAUUCUUAGAUUAAAACCUCGUUGCAUUAAUAUAUUGAUAACGAGGUUUAUUUUUAUUCUUAUUGUUUGCUAUAAUAAUAUGUAACUAUUCGUUUCGAUAAUUUUAGUUAGGUAUAACAUAGGGAUUAUUGCUUAAAUAUUUAUCUUCAAUUCUUAGUUAGUCAAGAUUUAAGUUAAAAACAAACUUGGACUGAGUAUGUCUAAAUCAGUGGUUUCCAACCUUUUUCAUUCUACGCCCCCUUGUAAAUUUACUAAAAUCUCACCCCCCUUAAAUUAGAGUUUAGGCGAAUUUUUCUUUGUGAGUGGUACAAUUAAAACAUACAAAAUAACUAUAUAUUAUACGAUAUAGGUACAACUAUUUACUUUUAUUAUUUUCAUCA
This is a messenger RNA of Myzus persicae (green peach aphid), 3607 nucleotides long. Its product is annotated as facilitated trehalose transporter Tret1-2 homolog. Gene Ontology annotation, cellular component: membrane. Bases 1203 to 2546 code for a protein of 447 amino acids. Gene Ontology annotation, molecular function: transmembrane transporter activity. Gene Ontology annotation, biological process: transmembrane transport. The transcript has a single exon. Lineage: Eukaryota; Metazoa; Arthropoda; Insecta; Hemiptera; Aphididae. The record is from RefSeq and is a predicted model, not a curated record.